Boeremia exigua is the source of this 2864-nucleotide messenger RNA. RefSeq lists its product as uncharacterized. Lineage: Eukaryota; Fungi; Ascomycota; Dothideomycetes; Pleosporales; Didymellaceae. The record is from RefSeq and is a predicted model, not a curated record. Bases 206 to 2773 code for a protein of 855 amino acids. Gene Ontology annotation, biological process: intracellular signal transduction; microtubule cytoskeleton organization; protein phosphorylation. Gene Ontology annotation, molecular function: ATP binding; tau-protein kinase activity; protein serine/threonine kinase activity. Gene Ontology annotation, cellular component: cytoplasm. The transcript is spliced from 3 exons.
GCGCAUCCCCGGCUCGGGCGCCGACCUGACGCCCAUCACCGGGCUUGGCCUGGUCGGCAGCGAGGGCGUCGACGACGGCGGCCGCGGCGCGAGCGGCAAGAGCCGCCAGGACCACUCCAAGAGCGAGGGCUCGGCCAAGCGCACCAAGUUCGGCAACUACAUCCUGGGCCAGACGCUCGGCGAGGGCGAGUUCGGCAAGGUCAAGAUGGGCUGGAAGCGCGACAGCAGCGUCGAGGUCGCCAUCAAGCUGAUCCGCCGCGAGACGCUGGGCAGCAACUCCAACCGCCUGGCCAAGAUCUACCGCGAGAUCCACAUCCUGCGCGGGCUCGACCACCCCAACAUCGUGCGCCUGCACGAGAUGGUCGAGACGGAGCGUCACAUCGGCAUCAUCCUGGAGUAUGCAUCCGGCGGCGAGCUGUUCGACUACAUCCUCAACCACCGCUACCUCAAGGACGGCCCCGCCCGAAAGCUGUUCGCCCAGCUCAUCUCCGGUGUCGGCUACCUGCACAAGCGCGGCAUCGUACACCGCGACCUGAAGCUCGAGAACCUGCUGCUGGACCGCAACAAGAACAUCAUCAUCACCGACUUUGGCUUUGCCAACACCUUCGACCCCAAGGACGAGCUGAGUGAGGAGAUUGAGUACCGUCUGGGCGAUAAGGACUUCAUAAGACAGAUGGGCCUCGACCAGCCGGACGCCCGUCGCGGUGAUCUCAUGCAGACCAGCUGCGGCAGUCCCUGCUACGCUGCGCCCGAGCUGGUCGUCAGCGACUCGCUGUACACGGGCUGCAAGGUCGACGUGUGGAGUUGUGGUGUCAUCUUGUACGCCAUGUUGGCCGGCUACCUGCCCUUCGACGACGACCCAGCGAACCCUGAGGGCGACAACAUCAACCUCCUGUACAAGUACAUCGUGUCGACCCCGCUCACCUUCCCCGAAUACGUCACACCCCACGCGCGAGACCUUCUGAAGCGGAUACUCGUGCCCGACCCAAGGAAGCGCGCCGACCUGUUCGAGGUCGCCCGUCACAGCUGGCUGGCCGACUACGCGCACGUCGUCGGCUUUAUCACCACCAGCAAUGCCGCCGAGACUGCCCAGCAAGGCUCCGUCUAUGCUAAGCCGUACGAGCAGCCACCGCCCCUCGCCAGGAGUGCCUCUGUCCGCGAGCCCACCAAGGCCCAGGCGCCACCAUCUGUGCACGGCGGGCUUACAGCCAAACGAGACCAGAUCAACACGACCGAGAAGCCGAAGACAUCCCGCGACAACAAGCGCCGUACUGUGCAGGUCGAAUACGUUGCCCCUCAGUCGCAGACCCAGCGCGGCGAGACGUCACCACCAGGCGAUGCCACGCCCAAGGCCCGUCCCGUCGAGCGCGCGCCUGUCGAACUCACAAACCCGACUACAGAUGGCUACCAGUCUUCUUCCAGCGCGAGACCGUCCCGCUCUGCGGGCCAAGGGUCUGCUUCUUCACAGGCCCGUCCGGCUGGGCAGCCUCAGAGGUCAGUCUCUGACUACACCGCCUUUGGUGCCUUACCGGCCGCAACGACACGGCCAUCGACUGGCGGCACACUUGCUGGCGGCUCAAGGAUGCCAUCGCGAGGAAACUCGUACGCGCAACCCGCAGCGGCUACAGUGGCCCCGACCAACGCCGAAGGUCGUUUCUCGCAGCCCAAGGGCAAGAACUACUCCAUCUCUACGCCAUACCCUCAAACGCAGCCUGGAGUUAUGGGCGAGCCAAGCAUUGGCCAGCCUAGCACUGAGCGAGUUCAGUCAAUUCAGAUUGGACCGACUGGCGGACACCCCAAGGGUAGCCACAAGCGCUCAAACACUGUCACUGAGACGAUUGGUCGCAUGACUUCCAUGUUUGGCGGCCGUCAAAACUCAUACACGCAGGAUCCGAAGGGUUCGUUCACGUCUCAGGACUCUUACGGCAGGCAGGAUGAGGAGAGGAAGCAGAAGAGAUACCCGCCUACCUCGAUGCCCGCGUCCAUGUCGAACGACAACUCGAUCGGCUCAUCGGGGCCACGUCCUAGCACAGACUCGAGGCGUCGUCCAUCCUUCAGCUUCUCGCGGAAGAACACCACCGAAGACCCGUCCAAGCCUCCCCGACGCUUCUCGCUGCUCCCAUCCUCCUUUUCCAGGAACUUCGGUUCCCAGAGGGAGAGCAUGCCUGCUGACGGCUACGGUCAACGACGCGGUUCCAACGCUGGCCGAGCCCGUAAUACCUCUCGAUCUAGCAUGGCUUUCGGUCGCGGUGCAGAAUCUCGUUCUCCUAGUCAGAGCACCAUGGGAAGUAGCGCCGUGCCCGCCUUCUACGAUGGCCAGCAGGACAGCAACUCGCGUACCCGCCACCCCAACACCAGCACCCACUCGCACGGUGCUCCAGGCCCGUCCUCUGCCCCGCCGCAACAGACUCAGUUCGCCUACCCCGAGCAGGCGCCUGUUGGAGAUGACAAGUUCCCCAACCCCGCGCAGCCGCAUCCCAGCCACGCACCUGGCCAUGCACCCAGCCAAGCGCCCAACCGGCCAUACGGACGUCAUCCUAACGAUAGCCAAGCUAGCGAGGAGUUGACGCCCACGCAGUCUCACGGCUCGCCGCAGCCCGCAAUGUACCCACAGGGUAUGGGUGAGCCAGAGCAGCGCGGUGGCAAGCUGCAGAAGCAUAGGAAGUUUGAGGAUGCGUACGAGGGCUCCGGCGCAAACAAGGGCAGCUCGGGCAGCAGCAAGAAGGUCAUGGACUUCUUCCGCCAGAUGGGCAGGAGACGCGCCGGCAAGUGAGCAACCAGCUUGCCCGGCCGCCCCAUUCUUGAACAUAUUGCUCGACCCGACAGAUCUACACCGCUGGCAGCGAGCGCCGCCUCGCGCUGCC